Cynoglossus semilaevis (tongue sole) is the source of this 4955-nucleotide messenger RNA. It is a transcript of the gene wnt5a, whose product is annotated as wingless-type MMTV integration site family, member 5a. Gene Ontology annotation, molecular function: cytokine activity; frizzled binding. Gene Ontology annotation, biological process: neuron differentiation; multicellular organism development; canonical Wnt signaling pathway. The coding region runs from base 1029 to 2168 and encodes 379 amino acids. Gene Ontology annotation, cellular component: extracellular region. The record is from RefSeq and is a predicted model, not a curated record. The transcript is spliced from 5 exons. NCBI's taxonomy places the organism in Eukaryota, Metazoa, Chordata, Actinopteri, Pleuronectiformes, Cynoglossidae.
CAGAAGUAGAAAAAAAAAACAGUAGAAGAAGACGGAGAAGGAGGAGGAUUGGAUGAGAACCGUGAACGCGCAUGCGCCACAGGAGAGUUUUGCGGCUCUGCAUCCAGGCAGCAGCUGCAGUUUGAGAGAGGAGGCGACAGGAGCAGGUGAGAAAAAGGAGAAACAGGGGAAGAAAACAACAGGAGGAAAACUUUGAAGCACUUCUAACUCGGACACGGAGCCGCUGGUCUCGUGUCUUCUGCUAAGACUUCGUGUGUUUAGAGACGCCAAGGUUCUGGAAAAGACGCAGGAAGUUUCCUGCUCGAGCAUACUGCCUGAAGCCGACUCACUUUUUAAAAACACUUUACAUCUUUUUCAAAUAUCUUUACGAACACCGUGGAAGAUUUUUUCUUUUACAAUAUUUUUGGACUCUGAACUGCGAGGGUUUUGGGACGUAUUUUCCGCAGAAUGGAAAUUAAAUUAACAAGUCGUUUGUGGCGUGGACCAGCGCGUGGAUUGUUGCUCAGGUAAAGACUCCACUAAUAAAAUCAAAACGAAUCCAAACGCGCUAUGACCUGAGGCGCGUCACAAUCUGGAUUAAUAAAACAUCUAUUUGUGCUUUGGGUUGUGAUCGGGAUCAGCUUCACUUCCUCCAGAACUGUCAAAUUAUCUCAAGACGAUACUAAUUUGAAAGGAGAAGAAGAAUACCAUUGUUCUUUUUUUUUUCCAAAAAAAAAAUAGUUUCCACAGACUUGUACACAGCAACUCCGAGGCUUCGAAGAAACUCAAAUCGCUGACGAACUGUCAGUUUGGACUUUUCCUGCUCCAGUCAUACACCUUAAGGACAAAGAGCAUUAAAGACUUUAAGGACUUUAACGAGUUCUGUAGGGACUUUAAUAAAGCACUUUCCAAGAGAUAGAACCUUCCGAGAGGAGGGGGGAAACUCAAUCCACCUGACCUGCACUGGGAUUAUCAGUUUGGUAUCAUCUGCAACAUAAAGUGGAUUACACCUUCUAACAGACCGCAGUUUGAUCCUAGAUAUCAUCAGCAUGAACCUGGUCUCGGUGUGUACUCGUGGUCUGAUCUCCUGCUGGCCUCAUGGCAGCGUCCUGGACUCCAGAAACUGCGUCUUUGCGCUGACGCUGCUCACUCUGCUCAUGCAGGUGGUGGUGGAGGCCAACUCCUGGUGGUCUCUGGCCAUGAACCCUCUACUGAUCCCAGAGGCCUACAUCAUCGGCGCUCAGCCCCUGUGCAGCCAGCUGGUGGGUCUGUCCCAGGGCCAGAAGAAGCUGUGCCAACUCUACCAGGACCACAUGCAGUACAUCGGCGAGGGCGCUAAGACCGGCAUCAGAGAGUGCCAGCACCAGUUCAGACACCGUCGCUGGAACUGCAGCACAGUGGACAACUCCUCCGUGUUUGGGCGAGUCAUGCAAAUUGGCAGUCGAGAAACGGCGUUCACCUACGCCAUCAGCGCAGCAGGCGUGGUAAACGCCGUCAGCCGUGCCUGCAGAGAGGGGGAACUCUCCAGCUGCGGGUGCAGCCGUGCCGCUCGUCCUAAGGAUCUGCCCAGGGACUGGCUGUGGGGCGGAUGCGGCGACAACCUCAUGUACGGGUACAGGUUUUCCAAGGAGUUUGUGGAUGCCCGGGAGCGAGAGAAGAGCUACCCCAAGGGCACGUACGACAGCGCCCGACAGUCGAUGAAUCUCCACAAUAACGAAGCUGGACGCAGGACUGUCUCAGACCUGGCAAAUGUGUCCUGUAAGUGCCACGGUGUGUCCGGCUCCUGCAGCCUAAAAACCUGCUGGCUACAGCUGGCCGAUUUCCGUAAGGUUGGCGACGCCUUGAAGGAAAAGUACGACAGCGCCGCUGCCAUGAAGCUAAACGCCAAGGGGAAACUUGUGCAGAUGCACAGCAAGUUCAACGCCCCCACCAACCACGACCUGAUCUACAUCGAGUCCAGUCCAGACUACUGCCUAAAGAACCAGAGCACGGGCUCCCUGGGCACGGUGGGUCGCCUGUGCAACAAGACAUCAGAGGGCAUGGAUGGGUGCGAGCUGAUGUGCUGCGGCCGUGGUUACGAUCAGUACAAGGCCCAGAUAGUGGAGCGCUGCCACUGCAAGUUCCACUGGUGCUGUUACGUCAAGUGCAAGCGCUGCACCAAAAUCGUAGACCAGUUUGUCUGCAAGUGAGAAGGAAGGCAGCGACGGCCAGUGUUUGUUUGCAGACGAUGUCUUACAUCUGCGCACGUGUGUUCGUGAUCGGAGCAACAGCGGCGUCACACACAAGUGAAAGAAUGGAAGAAAAAAAAACUAUAUAAAUUAUAUUUAUAGAGUAAAACAAUUAUGUCGUCCGAAAAGACUGACUUUUUUUCAAGGAAAAAAAAAAAAAAGGAAAAAUCUAAUGUCUUUAGAAACUGAGAGUAUCGUGAAAUAUUUAUUUUGAGAUUCCUAUAUUUUGGCCCAGUCAUCACCAGCUGAUUCUCAAUUCCUUCAAGUGAUUCAAAUUGAUGGAGAUGCUCCCCCUGACCGACCUGCAGCAUUUUUGAAAAUUUCAAAACACUUUUUUUUUUCUUUCUUUUUUUUUUUGUCACACGGAUCAAUUUCUUUUGGACCAUGGCUCCAAUGUUCUAGGCGAGAAGUGUUCCACCCGGAAAAAAAAACAGAGAUUCUGUUGGACGCAGUUUGGAGAGGAGAACAUGGAACUAUGGACGUACCUAUCUAAUGGGACCAAUCAAAAACUCAGAAGUCCCCCGCACCCUAGUCUCUUUGUCCCCUCCGGCUUCUGAACGAUCUAGUUGUUGGAGUCCAGUGGCUACAAUCAAGCGUUUGCUUUUUAAGGGCCUUUGUUUUUAUUAAGCUUUCCCACGAGCCUAAAGCCUGAUUUACAGCCGAUCAUAAAACACUUCUGAUAGUGUAGCAUAUUUUAUACCGACGUGUCUCUCGAGGGCAACAUGAGACCUUUAAGUUGCUGAUGUGUAAAAGUUUCCUGGUUGUGUUUUUAAUCCACAGUACAGUAUGUGAAAGCUUUUUUUUUUCUUUUUUCUUGACUAUCAGACCAGUACGUUCUCUUUUUGAUGCUCGAUUUCACUGUCAUUGUGCAAUAUCCACGCGUCCAACUUGCAGUUAUUCACCCAGUAAGACAUUUCCAUGAUAGAAAAUUGCAAAAAUUGACUUCCAAUAUCCAAAAAGCCCACUCUUUCUUUAAUUAUUAUACACCUCCAAGAAACUUUUUUAUGAGUUUGGUUCAUUAGUGUGACCAAGGUUUCAAAAAUCGAUAUUGAGAAGUUCUUAGAUACACAUUUUUUAAUGCGUUUUUUUUUUUUUUUUUGUUCCUUGUUAAAAGUGAAGAGGAGCUCAGUUGUUAGUUGAAGACGAUAUUAUUUUAUUUGUGUAUAUAUUCAAACGUUUGCCUGACAAGUUGUCUUGUUUUUUCAUUCGUGUGAAAAAACUGGUUGUAAAUCAGGCUUUAGCGCCUCCCCCAGGUGCUGCAUCAAGCCCUCCACCAUUGUGCACUUUUAAUACAGAGUCUGUAUGUGUCCGUUUGGCUGUAUUUUUUUUUUUUUUGUUUUUUUUUUUUUUUUUGUUUUUUUACUCCAGUGCAUCAGCAAAAAUAUAUCUGUAAUAUUAUAGCUUACAUUCUUUUCCAUAUUAAUUCAGAUUAUCCAUUUAACAUAACAUUAUUCUACAAUACGUAUCAUGGUUUGAGUAUAUAUGGGCAACAAUGUGGUUACAGUGGUGAAAUAUUCAGUGCUCUGUGUGUAUAUAGUAUGUCUAUCCAUCCAAUCAGUAAAAAUUGUAUUUAUUUUUUCAGACCAGAUUUCCGAAAAAAAAAAAAAGCAAGAUCAGUACAUAUAGAAAGUUCCAGUUGUUAUAGAAGAAAACAACAACCUUCUUGAACCACAUGCUAGCUUGUUUAGCUAGCUGGCGAAAUGUUCCCUAAAUACAUCAAAUAUAAGAAUAUUAGAAUAUGACACUUUAAUGUGUAAAGAAUCACGUUCUAUCACGUUUUUUUUUUCUUCUUCGAGGAAACAAACCCAUCUUUUUAUUUCUAGAGUUAGCGUCUUCCUGUUGGUGCCAAAAUCAUUUGUUCUGUUUGGGUGGUCAGAAUAGACAGACAAGACGUGACAAAGAGCAGCAGGUUGUUGGUUUGAAAGACAUUGCAUGUGAAAGGAAAGGUAUAAACAGACAAUAACAUAAUCAGUGGUUCAAGAUGUGCUUUAAAAAGUAAAAAAACAAGACCUGAAAUGACUGGGGGUUGGGGGGCGUCUCCCAAACAUUUCUGUCAUGUUGCGUACAAAAUAACACAGCUUUUACACACACGAUUUGCGCUGUCAUUGGUUAAUGCAAUUGGCGUAUCGGAGGAGAUUAUGUUAAUUUUUUCUUGUCAGUCAGAGAUUUUUUAUAAGCUUUUAAAAUGUUUCUAUUUCUUUUUUUGGUGUUUUUUUUUUCUAUCUUUACACUAUGAACAAAAGGUACAUUCACAUCCACGCAUGACAAUUGUUAAACAAAAUAAUUAAGAUUUUGAAAUCAGGAUCCACAAAAACAACUGGGACCAACUACUGUAUAUGCUGAUCUUGUUUUCAGAGUCACUCCCCACCCUCUCUCCUUUUCUUUUUUUUUUUUCAAAGAAAAUUAUUCCCACUGUUUUGGCUCUUGGAUUCUUUCAAAGGGAAAAGCACCUUAUUGUUUCCAGAAACACAUUUUAUUUUUGUUUUUCUUUUGUCACUGCUUCACUGUUUCCCACACAUCACAGAUUUCUAUCAUUACCACGAAAACUUUCGAAACCACUCAUUUCACUGCUCACUAUCCCUGUGAUGAUUUUUUACUUCAGUAGACGAAACACUUUCUACCAAAUCCAACUUUGUAUAUUUAUAAGCUUCUCAGUGAGUUUAAGGUUUGUUAUAGCUGAUAUUUUGUUACUUUUACGAAUUGGCUCAAUGUUGUACUUUGUUUCAAUAAAUAUCAAACAUAAGACCA